This is a messenger RNA of Rubroshorea leprosula, 747 nucleotides long. NCBI's taxonomy places the organism in Eukaryota, Viridiplantae, Streptophyta, Magnoliopsida, Malvales, Dipterocarpaceae. The record is from the annotation of a GenBank genome assembly.
CCCAAUCCAAAGAAAGAGUUAGGGUGUGAAUUGAUAAGAUUUACAAAUCAAAACAUGUAGCAAACCUAUUUAAAUGAACCUGACUUCAUUAUUGCCUCAAAAAUGAAGCCUCUUCAAUGGACCAAUUCUUGCCCUUUUCUUCAUAUCCCAAAAUUCCAUCGAUUUCCUUGACAUUUGAUCGAGCAGUUAGCGCAAAAACAGUGCGAUCCCACAAAGUGGAGCUUGAGGCCUUAUCAGAGACAAUGGUCUUGGAAGAUUUACUACUCUGUAGUAUGCAACGAAGCGAAGUUAAGAGUCCGUGCCAUUUUUUGAGGGCAGUGAAAAUUUGGUAAGAGCUUAUGGUGCCAAGCUUGACACCACACCUUUCUCCACCGUUGAUUCGAGGCAAUUCUCCAACUGGAUUUUGCAGCUGGAUAAAAGGGUGGCUCGUAGGCUACAUUGCCGGUGAGAUGGGGACCUUUGUUCCAUUCACCAAGAAGACUUGGGAUAUCAGAAGUGUAACUGCACCAAACCAGAAGUCCUUCUUCAGUCCGUAUCUGCACUCUAGAUUAACCUGCAGAGCCCCGAGGUGGAUCCUCGGGGUAGACACUCCGAUGCUUAAGUUAGCAAUAAUCGAGGCUACCUUUAAAGCGUAGACACAAGGAGCUUAGGGUUGGUUUCAAUUACCUUUUGGCGUGGCCCUUAAGAGGUAUUUAUAUGUUCCGAUGCAGAAUCCACGCGGCAUGCCAAUCAAGAUGCCAAGCAAGA